Fukomys damarensis (Damara mole-rat) is the source of this 2237-nucleotide messenger RNA. RefSeq names its product tripartite motif containing 55 (gene Trim55). Gene Ontology annotation, molecular function: zinc ion binding. The transcript has 10 exons. The coding region runs from base 201 to 1844 and encodes 547 amino acids. The record is from RefSeq and is a predicted model, not a curated record. Lineage: Eukaryota; Metazoa; Chordata; Mammalia; Rodentia; Bathyergidae.
AGCCCACUGUCACGUGACCCUGGGCUGCUAAAAACAGCUCUAGCACCCGCUCCAAACCAGGGCCUGAAACAAUGUCCUCCACCGAGAGAAACAUAAAGGACACUUGAUCAUACAAUCCUUGGAAUUAUUUCCAGGAAACACUUGCAAGAAGCCAUUUGGAGCAUCCUUCCCCUGGCAGUGCACUCAGGGACGGCCAGGAGAUGAGUGCAUCUCUGAAUUACAAGUCUUUUUCCAAAGAGCAGCAGACCAUGGAUAACUUGGAGAAACAACUUAUCUGUCCCAUCUGCCUAGAGAUGUUCACAAAACCAGUUGUCAUUCUCCCCUGUCAGCAUAACCUGUGUAGGAAAUGUGCCAGUGACAUUUUCCAGGCCUCUAACCCAUACUUGCCUACAAGAGGAGGUACCACUGUGGCAUCCGGGGGCCGAUUCCGCUGCCCCUCCUGUAGACAUGAAGUGGUUUUGGACAGACAUGGUGUGUAUGGACUUCAGAGAAACCUUCUGGUGGAAAACAUCAUCGACAUCUACAAGCAGGAGUCCAUCAGGCCAGAAAAGAAGUCUGAUCAGCCCAUGUGUGAGGAGCAUGAAGAAGAGCGCAUCAACAUCUACUGUCUGAACUGCGAAGUGCCCACCUGCUCCCUGUGCAAAGUGUUUGGUGCUCACAAGGACUGCCAGGUGGCUCCACUCACUCAUGUAUUCCAAAGGCAGAAGUCAGAGCUCAGUGAUGGCAUCGCUGUCCUUGUGGGAAGCAACGAUCGAGUCCAGGGAAUGAUCAGUCAACUGGAGGACACUUGUAAGACUAUUGAGGAUUGCUGCAGAAAACAGAAACAAGAUCUUUGUGAGAAGUUUGAUUACCUAUAUGGCAUCCUAGAGGAGAGGAAGAAUGAAAUGACACAAGCCAUCACCCGAACCCAAGAGGAGAAAUUGGAACAUGUCCGGGCACUCAUCAAAAAGUAUUCCAAUCACCUGGAGAAUGUAUCGAAGUUAGUUGAGUCAGGAAUUCAGUUCAUGGAUGAGCCGGAAAUGGCAGUAUUUCUACAGAAUGCCAAAACCCUGUUACAAAAAAUCUCGGAAGCAUCGAAGGCAUUUCAGAUGGAGAAAAUAGAACAUGGUUAUGAGAACAUGAACCACUUCACAGUCAAUCUCAAUAGAGAAGAAAAAAUAAUACGAGAAAUUGAUUUUUACAGAGAAGAUGAAGAUGAAGAAGAUGAAGAAGGAGGAGGAGGAGAAAGAGAAGAAGAAGAAGAGGAAAUAAUAGAAGUGGAAGGGGUAGAAAGUGUUCAAAUAGAGUCAUCAGGAGAAGAUGAAAGUCCAGAAAAAGCCUCCGAGUCCUCUCAGCUGGCCUUGGAGCUUGAGGCUGCCCUGGGGACACUUCCAGUUUCCUCUCCAGAGCCACUUCCAGCCCUGCCACCUACUGAAGAUGCCUCAGUGACACAGAGUGAGGUUCUGCCCACUAGCUCUCAGCAGAGCACAGAGUCUGAAACUCCAGUCCCUGAAGCAGCGGAAACUGCGGAUCCCUUGUUUUACCCUAGUUGGUAUAAAGGCCAAACCCGAAAAGCCACCACCAACCCACUUUGCACCCCAGGGAGUGAAAGUCCGGGGCAAAUAGGGUCUCCAGGUUCUGAGAAUUCGAAUGUGCAGAUGGCAGAAAUGGCAGACGCCGCAGCCAAUGAGAGGGCAGCAGUGAGUGGUAAGGAAACUAGUUCACCUGCAGCUGCUUCUCAGAUUGGAUCUGAGGCCCCUCCCCUCCAGGGACAGGCAGUAGCUUCAGGGAGUGGGAGUGGAGUUGAUUCUGAGCCAGCUCGCCAUGUCUUCUCCUUCUCCUGGUUGAACUCCCUGAAUGAAUGAUGUUCAUUCCAACUGCUGCCUCUCUGCCUGCCUGGCUGUGAUACACACAGGCAGCAAGGAACCUAGGUGAGAUGAACACAAUGCAGAUGAUGAAUAGGACCUCUCGACAGAAUUCCUGAAAGAAAAAAGAGACUUUAAUUCCAGGUGACUUACCUAACACUGAAGGAAAUAAUUCUUUCAGAAAAUAAUUGCAGAAAGCAUUGGGAUAAAAGAAACUGAAUUUUGUGAAAAUCUGUUGUGUGGGAAACACUAUGAAGGGCAUGUGGGUGUGGUAUGCGUGUGUGUCAGUUAAAAGCGGCCAGUGUCCAAAAAAGUGUGCACUAGACUCUUGACUCCAAUAUGCAUUAACUUUUUGUUAUCAUAGUAGCACUUAUUUCCUUUCCUCUAACAGUG